Messenger RNA from Magnolia sinica, 672 nucleotides. RefSeq lists its product as uncharacterized. The record is from RefSeq and is a predicted model, not a curated record. Bases 44 to 526 code for a protein of 160 amino acids. The transcript has 2 exons. Lineage: Eukaryota; Viridiplantae; Streptophyta; Magnoliopsida; Magnoliales; Magnoliaceae.
CUCGGAGAAGUUCGUGUUGAAGCCAUCUGAGGUAUUUGUGAAAAUGGAUGCAAUGAAGAAUAUGAUAGCGGAUCAUCCCUACAUCGUUUUCUAUCCUUCUACCCAUUCCGUUACGUCUUUCUAUCCAAAACCCAACACCCAUUUUGGGAAUUCCGAUAUUUUGAAGGUUUCAGGUGCAUGCACGCUUGUUUCCGAGCUUAUGGGUGGUAGCUCUUCUGAGCCUUCUGAGAGGCUUGAGAUGGAGGAAAUGAACGUUGUCGAUGAUGUAUCGGAAGAAGAUUUCGACUCGAAAUCGAAACUUGAUGAGGAGGUGUCCGAGGAAUCGGACGGUGAUGAGAGAUGCGUGAAUGAGAUCUUGUAUGAAGAGAGUGUGAAGACGAAGCUUGAGUUCUUGGCUGGGAUGGUUGGUGUUGACUCUAGUCAACCAGCUGAUGUGUUGACUGAAGUCGUUCGGGUUUUGAAAGAUUUGGAGCGAGAAAGGAGGAAGUUGUCGUAUGAAAUUUGUAAUUCAGGGGUAAAAAUGUAAAGAUAAAAAUCUACGGAUUUUCUUCCUCACUUGUGAGAAUUGAGAUUUGUACGUGCAUCUCUUGGAGUUUGGAUAUGCUUCAUUUCCACAAAUAUAGUGUUAUGGUUGUUUUUAUUUUAAAGAGUAAAUGUGAAAAUUGAUCAAUA